Tyto alba (common barn owl) is the source of this 3477-nucleotide messenger RNA. RefSeq names its product NADPH--cytochrome P450 reductase. Gene Ontology annotation, biological process: response to hormone. Gene Ontology annotation, molecular function: flavin adenine dinucleotide binding; NADPH-hemoprotein reductase activity; FMN binding. The transcript is spliced from 17 exons. Gene Ontology annotation, cellular component: cytosol. The record is from RefSeq and is a predicted model, not a curated record. NCBI's taxonomy places the organism in Eukaryota, Metazoa, Chordata, Aves, Strigiformes, Tytonidae. Bases 546 to 2579 code for a protein of 677 amino acids.
GGGCAGGGUGGGCAGCCUGGGAAGGGGGAGCCCCAGGGUGCUGCAGGCCCUGCCCCGCUUCCACAGCGCUGGAGAGUGGCUUGUCCUUACCCCACCCCAAGCUGUCGCUGGUUACAAGCCUUCAAUGAACUUUUCUGGCAUUUCUCUUUUCCUGGCAUCUACCUGACACCUUUGCUGCAUGCUGGGCUGGCUUGCUGUUGUCUCACCUGUUUCUCUUUAUAAACUUCUGGGGUGUUGGAAGACUUUUUACGCCUGUCUCUUCCUGGUGGAAUUGCUUUUGAGAGUGAAGUUAUUCCCUUAGGGAAUGUGCUUGUCAAAGGAAAUAAUGGAAAACCCCCAGUUUGGGAAUAUUAAGGCUGGAGGAGGUGAAGAAACCUGGAUCACCUUGUUGGGGGCAGCUGGAGGAGCUCGACGGGGCCAUACGACCAAAACUUGUCUUGUCGUGAGGGAGGCUUUCUCUGCUGCUCACCACCCUUCGUGCUGGAGCUCUCAGGCCGCAUCAGCGCUUGCUGGCAGGACCGUAGGUGCAAGUGCCUCUGACCAUCAUGGAGGAUGCCGGCAUGGAAUCAAACAUCUCCCCUCCUGACAACACUUCACAGCAGGACUCUCCCUUCAGCAUGAUGGACCUGUUUCUUGUCUCGCUCAUCAUCGGACUUUUUACUUACUGGUGGUUCUUCCGCAAGAAAAAGGAGGAAGUCCCAGACCUCCCCAAAAUACAAUCAGUAGCAGCUCCGGUGAGAGACAGCAGCUUCAUUGAGAAGAUGAAGAAAACGGGGCGAAACAUAGUGGUUUUCUAUGGUUCCCAGACGGGUACAGCAGAGGAGUUUGCCAAUCGUCUCUCCAAAGAUGCUCAUCGCUACGGCCUCCGGGGCAUGGCAGCAGAUCCAGAGGAGUAUGACUUGUCGGACCUGAGUCGCCUCUCUGAGAUCGACAAGUCCUUAGCUGUGUUCUGCAUGGCCACUUACGGCGAGGGCGAUCCCACGGACAAUGCCCAAGACUUCUACGACUGGCUGCAGGAGGCUGACGCUGACUUGUCGGGUCUCCGAUUUGCAGUCUUUGGGCUGGGGAACAAGACUUAUGAGCACUUCAAUGCCAUGGGAAAAUAUGUGGACAAGAGACUGGAGGAACUUGGAGCCCAGCGCAUCUUUGAACUUGGGCUGGGAGAUGACGAUGGCAACUUGGAAGAAGACUUCAUCACCUGGAGAGAGCAGUUCUGGCCAGCGGUGUGUGAGCACUUUGGGGUGGAGGCUACAGGAGAAGAGUCCAGCAUCCGCCAGUAUGAACUGGUGGUGCACACAGAUGUGAACAUGAACAAAGUCUACACUGGUGAGAUGGGUCGUCUCAAGAGCUACGAGAACCAGAAGCCACCGUUCGAUGCCAAGAACCCCUUCCUGGCCCAGGUUACAGAGAACCGCAAGCUGAACGAGGGCGGAGAGCGACACCUUAUGCACCUGGAGCUGGACAUCUCCAAUUCCAAAAUCAGGUAUGAGUCUGGGGACCACGUGGCGGUGUACCCAGCCAAUGACUCUUCUCUGGUGAAUCAGAUUGGUGAGAUCCUGGGCAUGGAUUUGGACACGAUCAUGUCCUUAAACAAUUUGGACGAGGAAUCCAAUAAGAAACAUCCCUUCCCCUGCCCCACAUCGUACCGUACAGCCCUGACGUACUACCUGGACAUCACCAACCCGCCCCGCACCAACGUUCUCUAUGAGCUGGCCCAGUACGCCACAGAGGCCGGCGAGCAGGAGCGCCUCCGCAGAAUGGCAUCGUCUGCUGCCGAGGGGAAGGCUCUCUACCUCAGCUGGGUGGUGGAGGCCCGGAGGAACAUCCUGGCCAUCCUGCAGGACAUGCCCUCGCUGCGCCCCCCCAUCGACCACUUGUGUGAGCUCCUGCCCCGCCUCCAGGCCCGCUACUACUCCAUCGCCUCCUCCUCCAAGGUUCACCCCAACGCCAUCCACAUCUGUGCAGUGACGGUGGAGUACGAGACCAAGACGGGCCGCCUGAACAAAGGGGUGGCCACCAACUGGCUCAAGAACAAGGUGCCCAACGAGAACGGGAGCAGCUCCCUGGUGCCCAUGUACGUCAGGAAGUCGCAGUUCCGCCUGCCCUUCAAACCCAGCACCCCCGUCAUCAUGAUCGGGCCGGGGACCGGCAUAGCCCCCUUCGUCGGCUUCAUUCAGGAGCGGGCCUGGCUGAAGCAGCAAGGCAAAGAGGUGGGCGAGACGGUGCUUUACUACGGCUGCCGGCGUGAGCACGAGGACUACCUGUACCGCGAGGAGCUGGCCCGCUUCCACCGGGAGGGCGUCCUCACCCAGCUCAACGUUGCCUUCUCCAGGGACCAGGCUGAGAAGGUUUAUGUUCAGCACUUACUGAAGAAGAACAAGGAAAACGUCUGGAAGCUGAUUAAUGAGGGGAACGCUCAUAUCUACGUGUGCGGCGAUGCUCGCAACAUGGCCCGGGACGUGCAGAACACCUUCUACGAGAUUGUGGCCGAAUUUGGGAACGUGAGCCACCCCCAGGCCGUGGACUAUGUAAAGAAACUGAUGACGAAGGGCCGGUACUCUUUGGAUGUCUGGAGCUAAGAGCGGGGCUGGUGGGGCCGGGGAGAGAACGGGUCCCCUGGUGUGGGCCCGUGGGGGGUGGAAAGUGCCUGCUCGCCCACUGCUGCUGUGGGUGACAGUGUCAUCCCCAGCCCACAGCUAUCCCAGUGUCACUCCCAACCCCUCCUGGGCUGCCGCAGCCCCCCCCGGGGCAGGCCGUGUAGCCUGGUUGGGGGUGGAAGGGGUUGAGAGGGGCAGGGGGGGUAGCUCAGGCUGGUGUCCAGGAGCCACGAUGCCCCCGGCACCCCAGGGAGCACCUCGUGGCAGCAGCGUUUGCCUUGGGCUCGGGGACACCGGGUGAUGGGAGGCAGGAGGGACGGACGGUGCCUCCGGAGCUCUGGGGCCCUUCCCUGGACACGACGUGUUGCCUUAUCCCCGGGGGCUGGAGACCAGCCCGGCCUGCGGUGCAGGCAGCCCGGGGCGGAGGAGCCGGCCCCCCCUGCGCCCCGCGUUUGGUGGGAGGGCAGGGCGGGGGGCAGCCAUCUGUCCUCGCCCCGUUUGUCAGCCCGGGGCUGUGGGGCUGGCAGCUGGCUCUGGGCACUGCCCCACGCCACCGGGACCCCCAGGCACCCCGCUCCUUGGCCCCGCUGCCCGCCUUCGCUCCAGCACGCCGCGGGGGGGGGACGGCUCCUCUCCGCUCCAGAAGAGACCUGCUCGGCAGGGGGGGGGGGGUGUCUGCAGGGGCCCUGCAGCCGGCAGCUCCCCUGUGCCCAGCCCCGCCUUCAGGCUGUGUAGGGUCAUUUUUUAAAUACUGUUUUUAUUUUAACAUCUUUGAUUUAAUCGUGGAAAAAAAAAAAAAAAACACCAAACUUUCAGGCUGUCCAAUGACUGUAAAUUAUUUAAAUACAUUUGCCCUUGGAAUAAAAUGACUGUUUCUGUA